This is a messenger RNA of Dermacentor silvarum, 3413 nucleotides long. RefSeq names its product piwi-like protein Siwi. Gene Ontology annotation, molecular function: protein binding; piRNA binding. Lineage: Eukaryota; Metazoa; Arthropoda; Arachnida; Ixodida; Ixodidae. The record is from RefSeq and is a predicted model, not a curated record. Gene Ontology annotation, biological process: regulatory ncRNA-mediated gene silencing. Bases 123 to 2900 code for a protein of 925 amino acids. The transcript has 19 exons. Gene Ontology annotation, cellular component: P granule.
AUAUAGUCCUUCGUGUCCGUAAAAUAUUCACACAGGACUUUUGUGUAUUCGAUAUAUUUGUGGUCAAUUGCUUCAAUUGUGUCUCAAGAAGAUUUUGUUGCCCCUUGCAGACUUGAAAAGACAUGUCUGAGCCAACAGGACGAGCAAGAGGCCGGUCGCGAGGCAAGUCCCGUGGCACUGCGGCCCCGACGCAACAGGAGUCCGCAAUCCGAAGGCCUGGCUUUGAAGGUGCUGGACCAUACCAGCUGCCACAAGGAUACCAGCAGCAACCUGGGUAUCAGCAGUGGCCUGGCUAUCAGCAGCAGCCACCUGCCUACCAGCAGCAGCAGCAACCUGGGUAUCAGCAGUCACCUGGCUACCAGCAGCAGCUGUCUGGUGGCAUGGCUGGCUGUCCUCCACAGCAGCAGGCGCCACCACCACAGAUGCCUCCAACCGGACGGGCUGGCCAUCGUUCGGCUGGAGUGAUGGCAAGGCCUGGGGAGGUGGUCCCUCCGCAGCUGCCCAUCGAACAGAUGGGGGCCAUGAGCUUGGCUGGUGGUGACACUGCUGGCCGAGGUGCUCGACGCGGUCACCGUGAUGAAAUAGCCAUUCUUGCCACUCGUCCCCAGCGCAUCACAGACAAGAAAGGUACGACUGGAAACCCCGUUAAGCUCUUGUCCAACUACUUCCGUCUGCUCACAAUGCCCAGCUGGGCCAUUCAGCAGUACCAUGUGGAAUUUGCACCAAACAUUGAGUCGUCUCGUCUUCGUGGUGCUCUUUUGCGAGACCAUCGGGAUCGGUUUGGUGGGAGCUAUAUAUUUGAUGGCAUGUCUGAUUUGAAGAGCGCAACCCGACUGGAGCAUAAGGUCACAGAGCUGUACUCUCAGCGUCACAUUGAUGGUGCCCAAAUUUGCAUCAUCGUGAAGCAUGUCCAGGAGCUUGCGCCCAACAAUCCAGAGCUGCUGAGAAUUUUCAACACACAGAUGCGCAGGAACCUCGAGAGCAUGCAGUUUGUUCAGAUCCGACGUCAGUUCUUCAACUCUACUGGUCCAAAACCAAUCAGUCGUCACGGGCUAGAAAUCUGGGAAGGCCUGACAACUGCUGUCGGUCAGCAUGAUGGCGGCGUCCUGAUGGUGGUGGACACAGUGCACAAGGUGCUUCGCACAGAGAACGUUCUCCACCUUCUUGGCUCUCUGCAGCAGACAGCUCGUGGCAACUACAAGGAUGAAGCCAUAAAGGCGGUGGUUGGCUGCAUUGUCAUGACCAGGUACAACAAUAAGACCUACCGUGUUGAUGACAUUGACUGGACAAAGAACCCGCAGCAGGCAUUCGAAACGAAAGAGGGGCCCAUCACUUAUCUCAAGUACUACAAGGACCACUACCAGAAGGAUAUCAGGGAUCUCAACCAGCCUCUGCUUGUUUGCCGCCCGAGGGAGCGAGACAUCAGGGUUGGCCGCACUGACAACCUCUACCUCAUUCCAGAGCUGUGCUUCCUCACUGGGCUGACGGAUGACAUUCGUUCAAACUUUAGCAUAAUGAAGGACUUGGCCAGUGAAAUGAAGCUUGAUCCUGCACAGCGUGUGGCCAACCUCCAGGAAUUCAUGCAGAACAUGAGCAGGAAUCAGCAAGUUGUAAAGGAAAUGGGCCAGUGGGGUCUGAAGUUCUCAGAGAGCCUUGUUGAAAUUGAUGCUCGCCAGGUUCAGCCUGAAAGAGUGAUUCACGGAAACAACAUCAGGUCCAAUGUAAACCCUAUGACUGCCGACUUCUCAAGGGAGAUGCGUGACAAGAAUAUGUUCAAAGCAAUCCAGAUUCGUUCGUGGGUGGUUGUGUGCACACGUUGCGACAUGCAGAAUGCUCAGGACUUUGUGCGCGAGCUGAUGUGUGUUGGGCCACCGAUGGGAGUGACCAUGCAGCAGCCUCAGUUAGUUGCUCUGGAGGAUGACCGUGUAGGCAGCUACAUAAAUGGCCUCAAGAACAUUCCCAGGGACACUGAGCUGCUGAUGGCAGUGUUCCCCAACAAUCGCAAAGACCGUUACGACUGUCUCAAGAAGGUGGCUUGUGUCGACAUGGGACUGCACACACAGGUGAUGCUUGGCAGGACCAUCAGCAACAAGAAAAAUCUGAAGUCAGUGGCAACUAAGGUAGCUAUUCAGAUGAACUGCAAGCUUGGUGGAGAAGCUUGGGCUGUGGAGAUCCCGCUCCAAGGUGCGAUGUGCAUCGGGUACGACACAUACCACGAUUGCCGUCAGAAGGGCCUCUCGGCUGGUGGCUUCGUAGCCAGCCUGAACAAGACCCUGACACGUUGGUAUUCUCGUGUCAGCUUCCACCAGGCACACCAGGAGCUGGGGAGUGCCCUCAAGACUCAUCUGGCAUUAUCAUUGAAGCAGUACCAGGAGGAGAACAACACGGUCCCCAAGCGCAUCCUGUUCUUCCGCGAUGGUGUUUCGGACGGGCAGCUGCUGCAGGUUCAGGAGUGGGAAGUGGGCCAGAUUCAGAGCCUGCUGACUGAAAUGUUCCCAGGGCGAGAGCCUCAGCUUGCCUUUGUCGUCGUGACCAAGAGGAUUGCCACCCGUUUCUUCAGCAUGAACAGGGGUCGUGGAUACCAGAACCCUCCCCCAGGAACUGUCAUUGACAACAACGUGACCAGGCCUGAAUGGUAUGACUUCUAUCUAAUCUCCCAGAGUGUACGUCAGGGAACGGUGGCACCCACACACUUCAACGUCAUCCACGACACGACAAUGCUGAAGCCCGAGCACAUGCAGCGGCUUUCCUACAAGCUCACCCACUUGUACUUCAACUGGCCAGGCACAAUCCGCGUCCCUGCCCCAUGCCAGUAUGCCCACAAACUGGCUUUUCUGGCUGGUCAGAGUCUUCACGCCGAGCCGCACAAGAAUCUUGCGACCACACUAUUCUACUUGUAAAUGCCAUGCGCAUCCCCAAGAAGGUCUCAACCACUGCCAAGUCAUGACAGCGGUCGCCAUCUACGGCAAAAGUUGUGCAUUAUCUUAAAUUCCCACCUCACAUUCAUUUCAUUAGGCAAAGUUAAAUGCAAAGCUCGAUUUUCACGUAACCUAGACUACCUAGUUUUCGGUAUUGCUUAACCACAGGUUGGGAUCAAGUUGUUGGAUGAAAACUUGCAAUUCUUUUUAUUUAAAUGGGCAUUUGGAUACCAAUCAGCUUGAUAUCUUGCACUUUGUGGUUCUAUGGCAGAACACACACACAUUACCUCCCAUUUUGUUGUUGGGGACAAUACUCCUGCCACUUAUUCUUAUUUUGAUAGUUCAGUGCCAGUCACGUUUAUUUUGCCCAUUGUCGAUACAAUCCAUCUUGUAGUUUCUUUUGCCAAAGGAAGGCAUAAUUUUGGCAGAAGUGAAGUGCCUUGCAUGUUAUCAUUUCACUGUUAAAAGUUCAUAACAUUUAAUAAAUAGUUCUUU